Messenger RNA from Aureobasidium pullulans EXF-150, 5201 nucleotides. RefSeq lists its product as uncharacterized. Lineage: Eukaryota; Fungi; Ascomycota; Dothideomycetes; Dothideales; Saccotheciaceae. The transcript is spliced from 2 exons. Gene Ontology annotation, cellular component: extracellular region. The coding region runs from base 47 to 5071 and encodes 1674 amino acids. The record is from RefSeq and is a predicted model, not a curated record. Gene Ontology annotation, molecular function: protein binding. Gene Ontology annotation, biological process: proteolysis.
CACCCUCUUGUUCACCAGGGUUUCGUACCCGCUUCCCUCGUUAAUAAUGUUGGCCUCCUUCUGGAAGACCAUCGCCCUCCUGGCAGCACUCCUUCUCCAGGACGCCUCAGCCCAGCAGUACCUCGGAGAUGUUAUCACUAAUGUCACAUACCCCGGUGUGCCUGGCUCAGAACUCGUCUACUUCAGAGUCAAAGACCCUGCUGGAAAGAACAACAACCUCACUCUCGUUAAUUACCAGUCUCUUGGAUCGAACGGCAAGCGUAUUGUGCCUUCAAAGAUCAAGCGUGCUGUUAUCAUCGUGCAUGGUCUCAAUCGUGACGCUGCAACUUAUAUGAGUAAUAUGCUCAGUGCACUCUCACAGGUCACGAGCGAUAGCAACAUCAACCAAGACUCCGUUGUCAUCAAUGCACCCAGUUUCCCCAACGGCGACGACAAGAAUGCUUCAUACCCAUACUGGGAUUAUCCUCCUGGUGCUAAGAAGAAGGCUAGCGGUGGCGCGCAAUCUUGGUCCAACGCUCUGGUCUGGAAGGGUUCGCAGUGGGCUGGCGGUGGUACUAACCAAUACCCUGUCAAGAACACCAAUGUCUCUUCUUACGACGUCCUUGAUCAGCUGAUUCAGUACUAUUCCGACAAGUCGAUCUUUCCCAACGUCAACCAAGUUGUCAUUGCUGGUCACUCUCUUGGUGCUCAGACAGUCCAGCGCUAUGCUACUGUUGGCAAGCCUCUCAGUUCUAUGGGGGUCUCUGUUCCUGUCACAUACUGGAUUGCUAACCCCAACAGUCUUGUCUGGUUGAACUCAUCUCGUCCUCUUUCCAGUGCUAGCUGUGCAGGCUACGAUGACUGGCGUGAUGGUCUCAAUGCUUAUGCCGAUUACCCCAGCAUCUACAAUACCGGCCUAGUCGCCUCUGGCACCUCGGCCGUGCUUGCCAACUACCAGUCCAAGAACAAGGCUUAUGCUCGUGGCACACUCGACAUGGGCGACGACUCAUCUGGCUGCGCUCCUUUUACCACUGGCGGCAACCGUCAUGAGCGCUUCUACUACUUCAUCAACUGGUGGACUCCUACUUGUGAGGCCCCAACAUCAGCUUCGGGUCAUUGUGACACCAUUGAUUUGGUUGUUAUGGGCCACGAUGGUGGUGGUAUGAUGGCUUCCGCUGCUGGCCAGGCUCGUCUCUUUACCGAUAACUUCUAUGGCGACGGUGCAAGAUCUUACGAUUUUGGUUACCCUCGCAUUCAAGCCAAUGUUGACGAUCCGUUCCCUAACCCGGCCUACAACGAAACUACAAACUCUCAGACCUCCGUCUACACCGGUAACAUGACCUUUGCAGGCUGCUACACCGAUUCUGGUACUCGUACGCUGAACACCAUGAUCUACGAGUCAUCCUCGAACACGAUCGACAUGUGCACUGCUGCUUGUGUCAAUGCUGGGUACUCUGUUGCAGGCAUGGAAUAUGGCACCCAGUGCUGGUGUGACAAUCAGAUCGGUCCUGAUGCCCAGAAAGUCCUGGAUCUUGGUUGUAGCCAGGCUUGCGCUGGCAAUUCCAGCCAGACUUGUGGUCAGUCCAACCGACUGUCACUCUACUCCAACGGCGCUCCCAGCCAGCGUCAGGCUCCUUCCAACCCUGAAGUCGUGGGCAACUACUACUUCUCUGGUUGCCACAGCGAAGCCUCUUCAGGCCGUGCUCUCUCUGGUCCUUCAUACUCUGAUGGCAAGAACAUGACCCUAGAGAGCUGUGCAGCAUUCUGCAAUGGAUACAAGUACUUUGGUAUCGAGUAUGCCGGAGAAUGUUACUGUGGUUCGUACUUCGGUGCGGGCAGUGCGAUCGUUGCUGAUAGCACUUGCUCUAUGCUGUGCACGGGCAACUCGCUCGAGCUUUGUGGUGGAUCCGGCGCUCUUUCUGUUUACCAGCUCAACUCUGAUGCUCCUGUUUCCACCAUUGUUCAAGGCUCGACUACUGCUGCCCCUGUUGCAUCAAACACUGGCGUCUCGGCAUCUGGUCUUCCCUCUGCCAGUCUUUGCCCUGCCACUAAUGGACAGACCGUUGCUGACUCGAACAACGCUACCUACUUGGUCGGAUGCUCGUCGGACACAUCGAUCGGCUCAUAUGCUAGCUCCCAGGCAGUCAACUCUUACUUUGACUGCAUGGUUGCUUGUGAUAAUGCUGCUUCAACCAACUGCGUUGCAUUCACAUAUGUCGGAGGAACCAACGGUCAGGGAUCGGGAACUUGUUACCUCAAGAACAGCCAGGGCUCAUUCAGCGCUGGAGCAUCGAACCUUGUUUCGGGCUUCAAGAGCUCGUCUGGUUCUGUGAACACUAUUACAUCGACAACAUCGUCAGCCGCUCCUGCUGCGACCACCUACGCAAACGGUUCGACUCCUUCGGUGGGUGGUGUUACCUACGGUAUUGAGGUCGACGUCACCUACCAAGGCACACUUGUAUCUUCAUCGUUGCCGCAGAAGCGAGCCGCUGUUGUUGUUGGUGACUGCCUGAACGCCUGCGCUCAAAACAGCGCUUGUGUCGGAACUGCAUUCGAUGGCUCUGCUUGUACACUCUACGGUUCGAUUGACACCAGCACAAAGUCAUCUGCUCCUGGAACGACAUUUGCCACUGUCAAGUCCCGAUCGACUGCCACUUCAACUUCAUCGAGCAGCACAGGAAUCCCUUCCGCCAGUCUCUGCCCCAGCACCAAUGGUCAAACUGUCAAGGGCUACGUUGUCAGCUGCUCUUCGGAUACCAACAUCGGAUCUUAUGCAAACGCUCAGGCCGCCAACUCCUAUCUCGAGUGCAUGUCUGCUUGUGACGCCGCAGCUUCUACUGGAUGUCAAGCAUGGACAUAUGUUGGAGGUACAAAUGGUCUUGGUAGCGGUGCCUGUUAUUUGAAGAACAGCAAGGGAAGCUUCACCCCUACUGGCUCUAAUUACGUGGCUGGAAUGGCUGCAUCUCAGCCUUCUUCCUCAUCAUCGUCUUCGCUCAGCUCGACUCAGAGUGGAUCGGCUUCUUCUUCGGUGGCUGUAUCUUCAAGCUCGGUAUCUUCGACGACCUCGUCAGCAGCAACCGCUUCAGCAUCCAGCAACCUUUGCCCAACUGUAGACUCGCAGGAUGUUACCGAUUCGAACGGAAAAAUCUACACGAUCAAGUGCAGCUCAGACACCACCAUCGGAUCCUUUGCAAAUGCCCAGGCUGUAAACACAUACGCUGACUGCAUGACCGCUUGCGACUCUACCACAGGAUGCGUGGCCUUCACAUACGUUGGAGGUGCCAACGGCCAGGGCAGUGGAGCCUGUUAUCUCAAGAAUGCCCUAGGUAGCGCCAGCCCUGCAGGUGGUAACAACUACAUUUCUGGAUUCUUGAAGCAGACUGUUACAAGCUCGUCAAGUACCGUCACUUCUGCUCUUUCGAGCUCGGCAUCGUCGAACUCAGCAUCUUCAAGCUCGGUCUCAUCGAGCUCAGUUUCAUCAAGCACGGUCUCCUCCUCUACCGGAGUUCCUUCCGCUAGCCUUUGCCCCCAAGCAAAUGGCCAGACCAUUACUGAUUCGAACGGCAAUCUUUACAAUGUCACCUGCUCUGCUGAUAACUCAGUGGGCUCGUACACCAACGCUCAGGCAUCUACUUCAUACCUUGACUGUAUGGCAGCCUGUGACGCAGCUGCCUCCUCCGGCUGUCAAGGAUUCACCUAUGUUGGUGGUGCCAACGGCCUCAACUCAGGCACAUGUUGGCUCAAACAGAGCAUGGCUGACUACCCCGCCUCGAGCAACAAUGUCAUUUCUGCUGUCAAGGUUGCCAAGUCAAACGUCUUGUCUUCAGUCCCAAGCAGUUCAGCUUCAAGCAGCUCAGCUUCAAGCAGCUCGGUUUCAAGCAGCUCGGUCUCGUCGUCAAGCAGCUCAGCAAGCCAGUCAAGUAGCUCGGCUAGCCAGUCCAGCAGUUCGAGCACUGAUCUCUCAAGCUCCGCUAGUCAGUCUAGCAGUUCAAGCACCAUUGCUUCAAGCUCAGCAAGCCAAACCAGCAGCUCAAGCACUGCUCCUUCCAGCUCUUCCAGCCAGUCGAGCACUUCGGCAAGCCAGACAACCAGCUCAAGCAUCGCUUCCUCAAGCUCAGCAAGCCAGUCGAGCAGCUCCAGCAGCGAUUCUUCCAGCUCAGCUAGCCAAUCAAGCAGUUCAGCAAGUCAGACGAGCAGCUCGAGCGUUAUCUCCUCCAGCUCGGCAAGCCAGACAAGCAGUUCGAGCGUGGCCUCCUCCACCUCGAUUUUGGCUACCCAGUCGAGCAGCUCAAGCAUAGUCUCGUCGACCUCUUCGAGCCAAACAAUCAGCUCAAGCAGUUCGAUCGUUUCUUCAACUUCAGCAAGCCAGACAAGCAGCUCCUCGGCCACAACUCUCUCUACGCUCACAUCGUCUUCGACCUCGUCCACUUCAUCUGCUCUGUCGCUUCCUACCGGCUUCUCCUCGUACGGAUGCUUCAUUGAUGGCAAUCCUCGCGCCCUGGCCUACUCUGCUGGCUCCAAGAGCGACAACACUCCCUACAAGUGUGCCUCUACCUGCCAAAGCUUAGGCUACAAGUACGCAGGAACCGAAUACGGCAGCGAGUGUUGGUGUGCCAACGCUGCCCCCACUUCGAGCACAAAGGCCACUGACUGCAACAUGGCCUGCAGCGGUGACAAGACCCAGACCUGCGGCGCCGGAAACCGUCUCUCCGUCUACGUUGACAACACCUGGACCCAGAAGUUCAGCGCUCGUCCUAGCUAUGGUUCUUGGAACCUGAUGGCUUGUUACACCGAUGGCAGCAACGGUCGUAUUCUGCCUCAGACCAUGAGCAUGACUGGCGGCUCCAACAACGCCACCAUUGCCAACUGCCUUGACGCCUGUGCCAAGAGCGGCCUUCGCGUCUGUGGUGCCGAGUACUACCAAGAGUGUUACGGUGGCUCAGUUGCUCCUAGCGCCAGCCUGAUCGCCGGUUCUGACCCCCUGACCUCCGGCUGCAACUACCCUUGCACUGGCAACAAGACCGAGGCCUGUGGUGGAUCCAACAAGAUCCUGGUUUACAUCAACAACGGCACCAUGCCCAGCCGUCGUUAAGCUGAUGCUCCAUUUUUAUUUUUCAUGAUCUCUAAUUCAUAUCCCUAAUGUGUACGGGACCUUAAUUUACAUACGCCUAUGCUCUGUACAUAGCUUUUCUUUUAUUUACGACCUAUAGAUCUCUAUACAG